Limulus polyphemus (Atlantic horseshoe crab) is the source of this 394-nucleotide messenger RNA. Its product is annotated as nidogen-2-like. NCBI's taxonomy places the organism in Eukaryota, Metazoa, Arthropoda, Merostomata, Xiphosura, Limulidae. The annotation marks the transcript as partial. The transcript is spliced from 2 exons. Gene Ontology annotation, biological process: cell-matrix adhesion. The record is from RefSeq and is a predicted model, not a curated record.
CAGUUGCGACAGUGUUUUGUACAGUUGUCUGGAUAUGUGCUCCUGGUCCCGAUAAAGUAUUCGUGAUGGAAAUUUUGCUAUUUUCUGUUCUUCUAGUUUUAGGAAGCCACCAGCUCGUGGAGUCCAUCAGUCGGGAUGAACUUUACCCUUAUGGAGACCAGGAUGACUUUCUACCACAAUCGGACGAUGUCAGCUCACUAGAAGUCCAGAUCACAGUUCCCAUCGUAUUUUACGAAAUUGUUUACAGAAGUAUAUUUGUCAACGACAACGGCAUAUUGUCUUUUCUGACCGAAGUUCCAAGUUUUUACAAUGGGCAACUACCUCGAUCCUACCCCAUCAUUGCUCCACUAUAUACAGACGUAGACAUUCGUGGUACUGGACGUAUUUACUACAG